CGCGCUGAUGUCGUCACCGCCAGUUCCCGGGGCCGUCGGACCGACGAGCUCUUCCGUUGCCCUCCCCAGCCUCGCACUGCGGAGAAACUUCUUUCGGGAGGCAGCCCGCGCCAUGAGCAGCACGGCCGUGGUCCCCAGCGCGGCGGGCCCGGGCCCGGGCCCCAGCGGCGGGCCAGGCGGAGGCACCGAGGUGAUCCAGGUGACCAACGUGUCCCCGAGUGCUAGCUCCGAGCAGAUGCGGACGCUCUUCGGCUUCCUGGGCAAGAUCGACGAGCUGCGCCUCUUCCCGCCGGAUGACUCGCCUUUGCCAGUCUCCUCUCGUGUCUGCUUUGUUAAGUUCCAUGAUCCAGACUCAGCAGUUGUGGCACAGCAUCUGACAAACACUGUGUUCGUUGACAGAGCUUUGAUAGUCGUACCGUAUGCUGAAGGAGUCAUUCCUGAUGAGACUAAGGCUUUGUCUCUGUUGGCACCCGCUAAUGCAGUGGCAGGUCUUCUGCCUGGUGGUGGACUCCUGCCUACCCCCAACCCACUUACCCAGAUUGGCGCUGUUCCCCUGGCUGCGUUGGGAGCUCCAGCUCUUGAUCCUGCCCUUGCUGCUCUUGGGCUUCCAGGAACAAACUUGAACUCUCAGUCUCUUGCUGCAGACCAACUGUUGAAGCUUAUGAGCACUGUUGAUCCCAAAUUGAAUCAUGUAGCUGCUGGUCUUGUUUCACCAAGUCUGAAGUCAGACACCUCUAGUAAGGAAAUAGAGGAAGCCAUGAAGCGGGUGCGUGAGGCCCAGUCCCUGAUUUCUGCCGCUAUUGAGCCAGACAAGAAGGAAGAGAAGAGAAGACAUUCGAGAUCAAGGUCGCGCUCACGAAGGAGAAGGACCCCUUCGUCCUCCAGACACAGGCGGUCACGAAGCCGGUCAAGGAGGCGAUCACACUCUAAGUCCAGAAGUAGAAGGAGAUCCAAAAGUCCAAGACGGAGACGAUCUCAUUCCAGAGAGAGGGGUAGAAGGUCAAGGAGCACGUCCAAAGCCAGAGACAAAAAGAAAGAAGACAAAGAAAAGAAGCGUUCCAAAACCCCACCAAAAAGCUACAGUACAGCCAGACGUUCUCGGAGUGCAAGCAGGGAGAGACGGCGGCGGCGAAGCAGGAGUGGUACAAGGUCUCCUAAAAAGCCCAGGUCUCCUAAAAGAAAGCUGUCCCGCUCACCAUCCCCACGGAGACAUAAAAAAGAGAAGAAGAAAGAUAAGGACAAAGAAAGAAGCAGAGAUGAAAGGGAACGAUCAACAAGUAAAAAGAAGAGGGGCAAAGACAAGGAGAAAGAACGGGAAAGAAAGUCCGAGAGUGACAAAGACGUCAAAGUGACACGGGAUUACGAUGAAGAGGAGCAGGGCUAUGACAGCGAGAAGGAGAAGAAGGAGGAGAAGAGACCAUCAGAAGCAAUGUCCCCUAAAACCAAGGAGUGCUCUGUGGAGAAGGGGGUAGCUGACCUGCGAGAGUCCAAAGUGAACGGGGAUGAUCACCACGAAGAAGACAUGGAUAUGAGUGACUGAGCCCCUGAAGCUGGCUGCAGACAGGCCUCGGUGUCAUUCCUCAUGAUACCUAAUGCUGUGUGUGUUCAUCUCACCUAGGUGUAUACAGCUGCACAUUACCAAUGGCUGCAGAACACCCAAUUGUGAUCUCUAGUUCUUUACAACAAAAGCUUUUAGAAAGUGGUUACCUGGGUGACCAGCACUGCCAUGGUGAUAUCCAUUUGCGUGACCAAGCAGCUGUGCAACUGCUGCUUCUAACACAAAUGAACAGCUGCAUGCAUCUCCAGCAGGCAUGGAUUUGUCUCUGUCGUAUGAUCCUCAGUGCGUUCACUUAGAGUAUUUCUAGAGUUUGAGUCCUUGCCGUGAUAGAGCCAUGUAGGGAAUGCACUGAUUGCAUGUUACCCCAAAUGUCAUGAAACCCUCCAACACGGGGACCUACUUAAUGGUCUUAUUUGUUGACAUGACAAAUUAACAUUCUUAGAGUUACAUCUGGAAACGAGCAUUUGUGAUAGAUAGCCUUUUGAGCCUUGUGGCUAAAUUUUUGUGGCUUUGUUAACUUUCAAAGGUUAUAUAUGCACUAACCUUUUUUUGAUGGCUAAGUAGGCUUUAAAUUACAGAAAAAAUUUCAAAUAAAACUGGCUGUAAAGUAUGAUGUUUUGAAUUAGAGUUGUUCACAUUUUCAUAGCUACUUUUGUUCCCAAUAAUUUAUUUCACAUCUCUACCAGUGAAUACAACCUGCUUAUCUAGCCCAUCACUAGAAGAAAAUGACCUCGUCCUGAUUUUCAUUUUUCAACUUUUUUAGUUUUAAAGCUCACUGUUUGAACAAGAGGAGGUGGUGGUGCAUUUUAAAUUGACCUUCAUGUGCUUUUAAAAUAUGACAAAUCUUGAUAAUGUACUAUUAUUUGAUCUCAAGUUGUACAAAACCAAUAAAUUUGUGUUACUUUGAUUGCAGUAGUAUCUUAUGCACAGUGAUUCCAUGUUAUAUGCAGACUAAGUAGGUAACUGUUUUCUUAGUUACAGAAGUUAAAAGCUUCACUUUUGUGCAGUAAAAAACAAAAGUAGGCUACCGUCUGUGCCAUGUUGAUGUACAGUUUCUGAAAUUGUUUUACAGGACUUUGAUAAUAAAACCCUUAAACUCACAA
This is a messenger RNA of Arvicola amphibius (Eurasian water vole), 2661 nucleotides long. RefSeq names its product serine and arginine rich splicing factor 11 (gene Srsf11). NCBI's taxonomy places the organism in Eukaryota, Metazoa, Chordata, Mammalia, Rodentia, Cricetidae. Gene Ontology annotation, biological process: RNA splicing. Gene Ontology annotation, cellular component: nucleoplasm. Gene Ontology annotation, molecular function: RNA binding. The record is from RefSeq and is a predicted model, not a curated record.